GGAAGGGGAAGAGGAAGAGGAAGAGGAGCGUCAAGUGGCGACGGCACGCUCCAAAAAGCAAAAGAGACUUCGCAGCUAUGACUCUGGCGAUGAUCCAGACGACGAUUAUUCUGUGAUUAGUGAGAGAGCUGAGCGUAUCACUAAAGAAAAAUAGUCAGAUCGCUAGUCACGAUGAACUGAAAUCCGAGGAAGAGAGCGAAGAAGAGAACGAAGAAGAAACGAAGAAGAGACGGAAGACGCGAACGAAGACGCGAACGAAGACGAGAUCGACGACGAGAUCGACGACGAGACUGUGCACGUUAUUGAAGAAGAGGCUGCUUCUCACCGAGAUAACCGGCCGUAUCCGAUCAAGAUGGAUGGCAAGAAACUCGACUCUAUCGAAUUGAUGACAUCCAAUCUCGUCUUAGGAAAGGAUGGGAACUUGAGACCUGAGUUGAAAAAAGCUGCAGACACUGUUGGGGCGCUCAAGAUUGCGACAAUGUGUUCUGGUAGUGAUGCUCCUAUCUUUUUCAUAGAACUUCUGUGCGAAGAUCUCAUCCAGAAUCACGACGUGUCAUUGUCAUUUGACCAUGUCUUCUCAGCCGAGAUCGUGCCUUUCAAACAGGCUUUCAUUCAACGCAACUUCCAUCCAAAGCUGAUCUUCAAAGACAUUGCUGAAUUCUUCCGGAAAGAACUCAAAGUGGACAGAAAAGCCACAACUGCCUAUGGAAGCAGAAUCGAGGUUCCCUCCGAUGUUGAUAUCUUGUUUGCGGGAUUUAGUUGUAAAGACUUCUCCAGGUUGAACAAGUCGCCAAAGACUCUGGAGGAUGCUGGUGAGUCUGCUGUCACUUUUGCUGGACUAAUUGCCUACAUGAAGAAUACAGAAUGCAGACCCAAGCUCGUGGUUAUGGAAAAUGUCCUCCUCGCGCCGUGGAAAAAAAUCAGAGAAUACGUGGAAGCCAAUACUCAGUACCUCUGUACACACACCCACUUAGAUACGAAAAAGUACUACCUCCCACAAACUCGCAAUCGACGCUACAUGAUUUGUGCGCUCAGAACUUCAGAUCUUGAGAGCGAUGAUGCUUGUCGUGGGAAAUUGAAGGAUUGGACGAACUCGUUGAAAGAGAUCAGCAACAAUUCACCAAAUCCUGCAGCGUCCUUUGAAGAAAUGUUGCAAUCUGCUCAUAACACAAAGUACGAAGACUCGAAGCAAGGCAAUUGGGCAAGCAGCAAGUAUCUCGCUGCGGCUUGGAGGGAAACUCUUGGUACCGAGAGACCUUUCACCAAUUGGAGUUUGUCUGGAAAGAAAAGAUUGCCAGAUUACUUCAGGCCCAGUCGUGGUAUUACUGAACGCACUUUGGACCUCUUGGAUUGUGUAUUUCUGGAACAAGUUCGAUACGGAAUUGAUAUCCGAUACUACAGCCGUUUUAUCGAGUGCUCCCAGAACGUCGCACGAAACCCUACAUCCCACGAUAUUGGAUUGCUCUCAUGCCUAAAGACCGAUGUCAUUCCCAUAUGGUCUAUCGAAGGUCGAAGACUCUCUGGGUGGGAAUUGAUGCUUUUUCAAGGGUUUCCCAUCAAUCGAAUCGACUUCACUUCUUUCAGCGAUAAAGAGAUCUGUGAUUUGAACGGUAACGCAAUGAGCACGACCGUCGUUGGCGCUGCAACUAUUGCUGCACUUGAAAUCUUUCACAUGGACCUGACCCAACGAGGUCCUACUGCGUCCUUACCCUCAGUAGCCACCAGUCCCAGUGAGCAUCACUCUGGGGAGAAUAAUAAUCUGUCUCCUAUGUCGAACUCUGUUUACACAACCUGUUCAACAUCCGAGCUCAUCGCUCGGGCGAUUGUGAGUGUUCAGAUCUGUUCAUGCGAGGGUUGGAAAUCUGGGGCGACCAGUUUCAAAGAAUGUGCAGUCUGCAAACAUACCGCAUGCACAAAUUGUGGCAAGAAUCCGGUUCACGAAUACACCGCAAAGCAAAGUACUCCUGCCGAAGCCACGACCAAAGCACAAUUUGUCAGAUACGUCAAGGCCAUGCUCCCAGCGAUCCUCCGACUGAACCCCGCCGAAUGUACAAAACCUCCGCUGGACGAUGUCGAGAUCUCUUACCGCGAACACUACCAAAAUGCCUUAGAAUGUACUUUCCACAUGUCUUCAGUACAACGUAGUGAAGUUUGGGAGAUAAUCUACGAAGGAGCAUGUGCCAGACUUGUUCUUGUCAUCUCCAGAGGAGGUAGAGCACAGUGGUUUCUGUACGCAACUCCUACCACUCUGGAUCGAUCAGAUGUGAGAAAGUAUCUCGACGAAUUUCCCAUCAUGAGAAUGGACCUGGAUAACUCAGGGGCAAACAUUACCCACGGAUCGUGGUACAUGUGGCUCCCAGAACCUGAGAAAUUGUUCUCCGUUCGAAUUACUGGCUGUGGCAGUGCUGUACCUUCUUUCCAUGCAGCUUGUGGAAUACCAGAACAUAAGGAUGAUGAAGUGUAUGUUGAGCUUGAAAUCAACGUUUUGGAGCAACAUAAGCAGUAUGUGGGUUCCGACUUGAGUGGCACAUACAAAUAUCGUCCUAGGUGCGGACAAGCUUUUGAUUCGUUACACAUCAAGGAAGGUGCAACUGCCGAGCCAGUUUAUCUCUUCUUGCAACACCCUAUCCAAGGUAGUGAGAUCAAACAUACACGAUUCGUGUUUGCUCGAAAUUGCCGGAAGCUGGGCUAUUCGGAUCACAGAAUGAUUUUGGGUAGUCUUCCGCCGAAUUUCCGCCAACCGUUGGUCUCUUCACUUGAUCCAUCUGAGACGACAAGUCUGAAAGUCUAUGGCUGCUGGAAAGAUUGCGAUGACAUUUCUAUCAAGUUCGAUUCAAGGGGAGUCUUUCAAGAAGUCAACUUCAGCUGCCAAGAUCUAGCCUCGAUUUCGGAUUCAAAUUCUCUUUGUAAAAAGUGGCAUGAAGGUUUUCAAGCUGAGAACAUUCAGCUAGAUGCUCUAGAUCCGCAGUGGUCAUCUCCCGACUGGACUAUUGUCAAGCAUACAUUAUUACCUGACUUCUUCAGAAAGUUCUUCUGGGCGAUCUGGGGAGGCCUUCAUACGCAACACUGGCCCAAGGAUUCUAAAUGGAAGAAGGCUGGUGCAGAGGAAAAUGGUUGCCCGGUUGCGUGUAAUGAUUGUUGUCCGAAGCCGCCCUCGGCACACUGGGGUCUUCAAGCCAGUCGAAAUGAGAUAUCGGAAGCCAGUGCGACUCCACUCGCUGAUGCAUUGGGCACAGUUGAACAACCAGAUGAUGAAGGGCAUGCAGAGAAGGAUCCACCCGUCAAGGUACACUUCACCCUUGUCCCGUUCGAAAUCCCGGAGGAAGCCUUCCGGUAUGAGCAGAACCUACCUUCAACAAAAGACCUUCCUCUGAAGUUGCGAUACAAGACAAGUGAAAAAGAUAGGUUGAUGACCAUCCAGCUGCUCAUCAAUCUAGCCAUCCUCAUUCACCGUGCUAUCGCUGAAUUGACUCGACGAGGAGGAAAACCCAUCGUCAGCUCCGAGUGGCGUCUCGUGACAAACGACGACUUGGAAAGUGUAUCAAAGCGAGCGCCAUUUGCUUUGCAAAGAUCGACGAAUAUCAAUCCAGCCCCUGAGCCCGAAGGCUUGAAGCUCAAGCUUGAUGAGGCCCAGCUAAGAAGUCUUGCUUGGCAUCUGAAUCAGGAGAACUCACCACCGCACUUCGACGAAGAAGAGGUCUUCGAAGCCAGAAUACCAGAAAUCGGGUGCCGUCUUGAAGCUCGAGCUACACGCAAACUCACAGCACGAGGUGGACUGAUGCUUCACGAAGUCGGAUUUGGGAAGACCAUCAUCGCAUUGUGUCUGAUACUUCAGCAGGCUGCUUCCAAAACUCAUGCGAACUGGUCCAAAGAACCUGGCUCUUCAAUUCGGCUUGACGCAUCAAUCAUUUUCGUACCUACUCAGCUGACUCUCCAAUGGCGAGAGGAGAUUCACCAGCACAUGCCCGACACCUACAAAGCCGCUGACAAGGUCAUCAUGAUCAGGAGUUCGGAGGAAAUGCGAGCACUAUCGGUUCAAAAAUUCAAAGAGGCAGAGAUCAUCAUUGCAGAUGUGUCAAUGCUCACGGCAGAGGCCUACACGGACGACCUAGCAGCGCUUGCUGGUAUGGACGAACUACACAGCGGUGCCAGCCGGGGUGCCAAAGUUGAGUGGUAUGAAGCUGCACGUAAGGCCAUCUCCUCAAACUCGACCUUGUUCGAGAGUAAACCAAAGGAAUUCUGGGACGAGGUUGACAAAUCUUUGGAAAAACAUCGGGAAGAGGUCCAAUGGAGUGAGAUGCCAUCUCCAAUGCAUCGGUACAAAAAGGAUGAAGUGACGGUGGAGCACAGUGGAGCACUUCUCAAGACCAAUGAUAUUCCGGUACCGAUUUCCAAUCAGCAAUUUUCCAGUCAGGCCAAUGAGAGACAGGCGAUGGUGUUCGAAUUGUUCGAAUUUUGCCGAGUCUUCUUUGAUGAAUAUCACUACCUUGAAGACCCAAUACUGGUCAUGAUGCAAAACGUCAAAGCUCAAUGCCGCUGGCCUAUGUCUGCAACUCCACAACUCGAGACGCAAGGAGGUGUCGCUAAAGCCGCCAGUCUCUUGGGAAUUAAUCUCGGAAGGCUGGAUUACACAUCGAUGUCUCAGCAGACAUUCGCGAAGUCCACUCGUGAAGCCACAAAUUACGAACUUCUUGCUGCUUAUCAUGAACCAUAUUCAGUUGCGUGGCGCAACAACGUCCACAGGCGAGAGGAGGACUUCCUAAAGAAGUUAGCUUGCCAAGAUAUUGUUGAUGUAACAGCUUUCACAGUGUCCGAAUCUUGGAGAAUCGUCUAUCCAUCUACUGCCCACCGUCUCGGCUACUACGAAAUGCAGCAAUUAUUCGCUUUCACCAACUUUGAUCUCAAACGAAGGCCCGGACAAAACAAACACACUUCAAGGGCGAUCUACUACUUCAGCGCCGUGUAUAAACCCAGGGACGUGAAUGGCAGGCUCGUCAAGGACAAUUCUCAUUCUCAGCCAAACUCCAGAAAUGAUACUCUAGAUUGCGAUAAAAUAAUUGCACAACGUGGGCACGAGCGCAAUAUCGCACAGCAGACCCUUAAGUCACUCCUAGAGAAACUCGCCUAUCUUGAGUAUGAACCUAAGGACGUUUCAAACGGUAAGGACUGUAAGAGGUUCUCAGACUACAAGUCUACCAUCAAGGGGUCGCAGAAUCUGAGUGCGGCUUCGAAAUUCAUUCUCGGAGCAAUCAAAGGGCUCACAGAUCUCGACGCAGAUACGGUCAAAAACCUCCAAUUAUCCUGGAGCACCUACGGUAUUGUGGCUCCGAAGAACAAGCUAGCAAAGCAUCAAUGUGUGUGGUAUCAUUGGGCUGUUAAAGAACUCAUUGUUGGGACCGCCGCACUUCAAAAUCAGGACGCUGCCUUACAUGAAGUCUUCAAUGAUCUCCACCGUUAUGAAUCGGCAAAGACUCUUCAUGAGAAAAACAGAAUCUGUUGCCAGAACUGUGAUAGUCGUACAGAUUCUAGUAAGAUGGUUGUUCUGGGGUCGUAUGGUCAUCUGCUAUGCCAAAGAUCCAGUUGCCUACCUCCAGAGUCGGAAGAUGAAGGUAGCUGUCCUCUUAUUACUUGCCAAUUAGACUACGCAAGUGUCGAUAUUCUGCGAGCUAGCGAACUCAAGGUCAAAGAAAGACAUGUUGAUGGCCAGUUCUCAACAUAUGGAAACAAGAUCCAUGCAGUGGUGUCACUCAUCCAAGAGAUCACCACCGACAGCGAAGACUGUGUCCUCUUGUUUGUACAAGGUCAUCGAGUGCUUACCAAGACGGUCGAAGCAUUGAACAAAGCAAAACUCAAGCCCGCUAAGUUGGACUACGCGGCAUCCGACGCCGAAGGCGCAGAGACAAUUGCCAAAUUCCAGCAAGCGGAUAGUAAGAUCAAGGUCCUGGUCCUGGAUAUCGGUAGCCAAGAGGCGGCUGGCAGCAAUCUUCAGAGGGCGAACCACGUUAUAUUCCUACAGCCAUACUUUACAUCUGGCAUUUCGGCUCAGAACGAAUACGAGGCUACCAUGAAGCAAGCAAUUGGCCGUUGCGUUCGACGCAAUCAGGAGAAGGAAGUUCACGUCUACCACUACAUGACAGCCAACACGAUAGACGUCGAUAUCAUCGAGAAGAGGAAGGACAAGAAAGUGGUUGCCAUGGUGGAGAAAAAUGAAGCUGGCGAUGACGACGACAAAGAUCAAAAUGACGUUAAGCAAGGCGUCCAAAGUAAACCCACAGACGACGAGUUCUUUGUCGACUGUGAGUUGGUCUCUCGAGCCGAGGAUGAGGAUGAGAAGAGUCUGUUCUCCAGCAAGAUCGCUGAGCUUACCAUAGAGCUAGACGAUGAUUGGGGAUGGUCUUGAACUGCUUGAACUUGUCUAAGCGGUUCCAAGAUGAAUAGAGGAAAUAAAAUGUGGACCUGCUAACAUGAAGCUUAGCAAUUUGGAGUUAUUUCUUGCAAGGGGUGCAUUGCGGGCGUUCUUGAUGUUAUUUCCUUCAAAAAUUGUACGGCAUCUGGGAUUUGAUGUUAGUACUGAAGAUGACAUAGGAAUUUGGAGAGAAAUCACUCAAAUUGCAUCGCACUGACCACAGAAAGAAUGAAGGUAGAAG
Messenger RNA from Mollisia scopiformis, 6647 nucleotides. RefSeq lists its product as uncharacterized. The record is from RefSeq and is a predicted model, not a curated record. Gene Ontology annotation, molecular function: ATP-dependent chromatin remodeler activity; ATP binding; methyltransferase activity. NCBI's taxonomy places the organism in Eukaryota, Fungi, Ascomycota, Leotiomycetes, Helotiales, Mollisiaceae. The coding region runs from base 353 to 6400 and encodes 2015 amino acids. The transcript has 10 exons.